Messenger RNA from Musa acuminata subsp. malaccensis (wild Malaysian banana), 1122 nucleotides. Its product is annotated as NDR1/HIN1-like protein 1. Lineage: Eukaryota; Viridiplantae; Streptophyta; Magnoliopsida; Zingiberales; Musaceae. Gene Ontology annotation, cellular component: plasma membrane; plasmodesma. The record is from RefSeq and is a predicted model, not a curated record. Gene Ontology annotation, biological process: defense response to other organism.
CCACCACGACUUUGAGGACACUUACGAACCCCCUUCGUCUCCGGGAUGUCUGAGGCACAUCACUCCCCCUCUCCCCCACGAAAGAUGCACGACGAUGACGGCCACAGCAAACCCCACAAGCCCAUGCUCCACCGCUACCGGUCCUCCCACCACCACCCCGGCCGCCUAGCCCUCUUCGUCCUUCUCCUCCUCCUCCUGCUCGCCGGCGUCACCGCGCUCGCCGUCUACCUCGUCUACCGCCCCUCUCGCCCCCGCUUCUCCGUGACUAGCGCCGCCAUCUACAGCCUCUCCAACGCCACCACCGUCGCGCCCGUCGCCGCCAUCUCCUCCGCCAUGCAGUUCACCCUCCUCAUCCGCAACCCGAACGACCGUUCCUCCAUCAGCUACGAGCGGCUCGCCACCUACGCCACCUACCGCGGCCAGGCCAUCACGCUGCCGGCCCCGCUCCCGCCGCUGUUCCAGGAGCGGGACAGCGAGGUCUCGGUGUCUCCCCUGCUGGGCGGGUCGCCCGUGCCGGUGUCGGGCGACGUGGCAGCGGGGCUGGCCACCGACCAGGCCUACGGGGUGGUGGCGCUGAGGCUGGUGGUGCUCGGUCGGCUGCGGUUCAAGUCGGGACCGUUCCACAGCGGCUGGCACAGCAUGUACGUGCGGUGCGACGUGCUCGCCGGCUUGAAGACCGGAGUCCCUGGUCAGGUCCCGCUGCUCGGCACGCCGGUUGUGCCCAUCCUCGUGCGGUCAGGAGAAGAAGCGGAUGAGGACGGCCAGCGUGGGAGCAUGAGCUGGCGUGACGUUGGCACGCACGCAUCGCAUGCACGUCCGCUACGUGUCACGGUGACGGCCUUCUCAGUGUCCAUCCCUCUCCACCGUCACAAAACCGAUACCGUUAUUGUAAACAACCUUAAGCCUAGUUCGGGUCCGGAUAACGGGGAUUUCCCUAGGACGUUCCUCGAGACUACUGAGGUGGUCGAUUAUGGUGGUCCGAUCGGGAUGGGAUCGCCGUUUCCUCCGAACAAGAACUCCUCACCUGCGCGUCCAGUGGAGGCCUUCGGCUUCGCACUUGCACAAAGGUCAGUUCGGGGAGCUUGGCCCGACCCCUCCGACGUUCAAGUCAGUGGAUGGUAA